Molecule: messenger RNA, 1311 nt
Organism: Penicillium maclennaniae
Lineage: Eukaryota; Fungi; Ascomycota; Eurotiomycetes; Eurotiales; Aspergillaceae
Product: FAD-dependent oxidoreductase
Exons: 3
Coding region: 1-1311 (436 amino acids)
Biological process (GO): secondary metabolite biosynthetic process
Molecular function (GO): FAD binding
Source: RefSeq, a predicted model, not a curated record
AUGGCGAGCAGCAGCAUCAAUGGCAACAGCGGUGCACCCUCUCUUGAGGUGGCCGUUGUUGGCGGUGGAAUAAUCGGCGUGAUGACGGCGAUCGGCCUGCGUUGCCGGGGCAUGAACGCAGUCAUCUACGAGCGGGCAUCCACCUGGCACGAGGUCAGCGCCGGAUUUGCAUUCACGGGCGCAGCGCGGGUGUGGAUGGAGCAGAUAGACCCUGCUCUCGUCGAGCUCUUAGGCAGCAUCAGCCAGAAGACGGACUCCAGCACGAGCAACGCCUACUGGAACGGCUACCACCCGCGGACUCGAGAGGAUGCUGAGGAUGAGUCAAAGUCGCUGCUCUUCCGGACGCCGACUAACAACCUUAGCUUCUGGGGUUGCAGUGGCAAGGUCAUUCUCCACUUCGACGAUGGAAGCACAGCCGAGGCCGAUGUCUUGGUUGGGUGCGACGGCAUCCAUUCGACCACCCGGAAAGUCCUGUUAGGUCCCGACCAUCCGGCCAGCCGGGCGGGCUUCAGUCACACCGUGACCUAUCGCACAAUGGUUCCUAUCGAUGUGGGCAUCGCCGCCCUUGGCAAGAAGGUUGCGAAGAGCGCCUGUAAUCAUUUGGGGCCAGGCGCGGACCUGCUGGUGUAUCCGGUCAUGUCCGGAACUCUCCUCAACAUCGCCGUAUUCGCUUACGAGCCCUCGGAGUUUCCUGACCCCGACAAGAUGACGGUUUCGGCAGAACGUAGCGAGAUCGAGCAACUUUUCAAGGGCUGGAGUCCGCAGCUCGCCGAAAUCUGGAAGCUCUAUCCGGAGAAGGUGGUCAAGUGGGGAAUCUUCGAUCUGGAAGAAAACCCGCCUCCGACGUAUGCGCGCGGCCGCGCCUGUCUCGUCGGCGACGCCGCGCACGCCAGCACCCCGUAUUUGGGAGUGGGCGCCUGCACCGGAGUUGAGGACGCCCUUGUUAUCUGCGCGCUCCUGGAGUCGGUGCAGCAAAAGGCGCUUUGCGGCGAUGCGCUGAGAGAGGCGCUGACCGACGCGCUGCAGACCUACAGUGGGGCAAGGUUGGAGCGUGGCCGGUGGAUACAUCAUCACUCCCGCCAGAUGGGCCAGAUGUAUCAUUGGCGGUACGGCCCGACGGGCCGCGACCCAGAGCGGAUGAAGCGGAAGCUUGAAGAAAAUUGGGCCACGGUUGUGAACUAUGAUGUCUUGUCGCCGUUGCGGCCUGAAAUCCGCGAAUUGGCGUGGCCUUCAAGGGACUCUCAUACCACUUUUGCGGCGGGAGCUGAGAAGCAAUCGCCAUCUCGGUUACCUCAGACUGUAGUGGCCUAA